This is a messenger RNA of Echinococcus granulosus, 1986 nucleotides long. RefSeq lists its product as hypothetical. The record is from RefSeq and is a predicted model, not a curated record. The transcript has a single exon. NCBI's taxonomy places the organism in Eukaryota, Metazoa, Platyhelminthes, Cestoda, Cyclophyllidea, Taeniidae. Bases 1 to 1986 code for a protein of 661 amino acids.
AUGAACAAUGAUGUGCAGCUCUUCGCCAACCCCGAGGAUCGAUCUCACUGCAACGGUGCCCAGGAGGGCGUGGUGGCGCCACACGACUCCGCGAAGGCGGAACUUGCCUUCAACCUACCCAAGUACUAUCCGGAGGAUCACGAACUCACCAAGUGGAUGAUUAAUCAAAUGCGUCGGCGUAAUGGACUGCACCAUCUGGUUAAUUUCGCUAACGCUCAUCCCUUCAUCCUCUCGGCACACUUCGAAGUACUCGACCAGCCUGAUAAGUAUGUCAGCACAAAGGAGGUUUCUUGUUUUUCCGCUUAUUCGGCAAAAACUGUGCUGUUUUUGACGCCCCUUGCUAUGGCAAUAUACUUUGGAUGUAAAUCAGUCAUUAGGAUUUUGUUGGAUGACAGUGGAGCUCGUCUGCAGUCUCGUGCACGUAGCAACGUGGAUAUAAACGCUACUUGCUAUGCCAAAAGAUUUAAGCCAAAGCGUGACGUCUUUGGAUUUGAGGAUUAUUUUACAACUUCCCCUGCUGUAUUGGCCCUCAGACGGGAGUUCUACAUAGGUUUGAAUCUACUCACGGUCGCCGGUUUUAAUCCCCACGACAGAAUAAGAUAUGUGGAUCAUAUUGCAUCACCCAGUCAAAAAACCUACUGGACUACUGACCUUAUGGAAUACGCGCUUCGACUGAUGAUUACACGACCUGGAUUUGACAUAAUUAGCCUCAUGCAAUAUCUUACUUAUCCUGGUCCCUCUGGUAAAUGCUCAUAUGAUGUUAUGACGUAUGAUGCCUACGUGUACACCGAUAUGGGAAACAAGACGCCUGUGUGGUUUUCUCUUUUCAGACGUGUUUGUCGACGCGGAAUCAGUCCAGCCUAUGCAAACUCUGCCAACCGAUUGAUCGACGUGCUGGAAAUUCUAGAAAAAUCAGGCUUUUUUAAGCAGGAUGUAAUGCCACAUGGACCUGUGGCUUACAAUGUUGGACCAGGGCGCUGUACACUGAAACGCCAUCAAUUGCCACAGCGAGUUUCCUCAUCCGAUAUUCGACUACUGCCACCCGCCGAGGCUGCUGAGGCAAUGCGGGCGAUCGCAGUCGAUCGAGAUGAAUGUUUCGUAUUCAUGGUCAUCUGGCUCAAUAGAUUGAGGAACCGAUGUCUUACAAAGCCCUAUCAACGACUCGCCAAUAUCCUACUUGCGAGUCUCGUUGAUACACAGAUGCUGGAGGAUUUUAUUGUUCCACCGGCACAAGUAGAUCCUAAAGUAACGCUGUGGCCCCAAUGGAUGGAAUUGGGAACUGGACUUGCUCAACAGGUACCCAAUACUAAUUGGAAGUCGUGUCAAGAUGAAAUAAAUAUUUUUAGUGACGAUGUGUUCGAUUCCUACGCUCUGGAACCACUGCAAGUUAAUGAACUGCGUCUGGAACUGAAAAAGUUGGCAUUUGUUCAAGGAUUCUUGAAUGAAAAAAUUUGCGAAAAAUUGAAAGUAGUAAAAAAGACGCCGAUACCGACUAGUAAUCUAUCUCAAAAACUUGGUAGUACAUCAUUUUUUGCUGGAAAAGCACAAGCAAGAGCUAUGACAGCGUUAUUCUCCACUGAAACCCAUCUUGUUUCUGACGAGGCCAAGCAAAGUGGCGACACCGGAGUUAAUAUAUCAAAUACCUUGUUACAGUCUCACUCAGUGGUCCCGCGACCUCGGAAUGCUUCCUCUGAAGCCUUUAAUCAGUAUCCUUCGGAGGAUCGGAGUGAUUUGAAAGGCCACCAUUCUAGGGCACCACGAGUUGUCAAUCGAUCAAACGCGAAUAACAAUGUUGUAUCGCGACCAAAAACUACAAUGCCAACACAGGAUAAGAAACCGGUAACAAGACGAAGACCACGAUCUGUGAAACCACCCAGUCCCAAACCGGUUCUGGUGGUGGUUAAACAAAAGAACGCCUCACUAACGGCCAAGGAUUCUUCAACGUCAAACAACAAAAGAAAACCACGCCCGAGGUGGCGAAUCUGA